GAGUUUGAGCCGCGUGUGUCGUCUUUGCUCUGAGACUCGAUUCCUCCGCCCGCCGCUCGGGGGCGACAAAGCGCUGAUGCUGACGUCAUGAGACGCGUGGUCAGAGACGGUGGCGAUGAGAGCGGUCAUCCAGAGGGUCAGCAGAGCCAGUGUGACGGUGGGAGGCGAGCAGGUGAGCUCCAUCGGACCAGGACUUUGCGUCCUGCUGGGCAUCUCCGCCGAUGACACGCAGAAAGAUGCGGAGUACAUGGUGCGCAAGAUCCUCAACCUGCGGCUGUUCGAGGAUGAGGAGGGCCGAGCGUGGAGCAGAAGCGUCAUGGACCGCCACUACGAGGUCCUGUGCGUGAGCCAGUUCACCCUGCAGUGCAUCCUGAAGGGCAACAAGCCCGACUUCCACGCCGCCAUGCCGGCCGCGCUGGCGCAGCCCUUCUACCAGAGCAUCCUGGAGAAGCUGAGGAGCAGCUACAGGCCCGAGAGCGUCCGAGACGGGAAGUUCGGGGCCCUGAUGCAAGUCCACAUCCAGAACGACGGCCCGGUCACCAUCGAGCUCACGUCCCCGCGUGGCCCCAUAGACCCCAAGCAGGAGAAGCAGCAGCAGACUGGCUCCAAGGGUCCGUCCGAGCGCAGCCGGCACCGACCCGGGCCGGACACCAACGCCAGCGGCGGAGCCGAAGGGGGCGUGUCCUCGGAGAGGGAGCACUGACGCUGAGCGCCAGGUGCAGAACGUGAGUCAGUCCAUGGAGGUCGUGGACUUGAGGACAUCCAGAGACCUGCAGUACGUGAGAGACUCGGAGCCGUUACUGAGAGGAGUCGCCGGGCGAGUCCACACACUGGUGUCCAACCCUGGAGCUCUGAGCAGCCGGGGCCUGCGGGUACACGCGCACACACGCUGACACACGCUGACUCACUCACACACACACAUGCGCAUGCACGCGCACGCUCGCCUGUGGCCUCCUCGUGUCCCUGAUGUGAGUCUGGACCUCCAGAGCAGGACGUGUGACCCACAGCGGGCGACACGCGCAGUGAGGUCCGGGACGGUCCUCAGUGAGGAGGCUGGAGCCGCUCUGAUGACUCUGCUGGAGAAGACACGGCUCUGUGUUCUGGCUGACUCGGCGGCGACCCGUCGCCCACUCGCUUCCUCUGCUCCUCUGCUCCCGGCCCGGUCCAGAUGGACGCGCCCGCCCUCCAGCGGCUUCUGAGGCCGCGUUCCAUUUGGCUCCCGCUCCAAACUACUCACGUCAGCGCUGCUCUGCUUCCGAGAGAGGAGUGAUGCCAAACCACACCUGAGCCGAGUCAGAGCAAGGAGACUCGGAUCAGACUCCCACAGUGCUCCAAACUCACUUCAAGGCAGACGGAAACACAGCCCCGGUGGUUUCCAGCAGCAGCAGGCUCCGUCAUGUGUUCACACAGUCAUGUGUUCACACAGUCAUGUGUUCAUACAGUCGUGUGUUCACACAGUCAUGUGUUCAUACAGUCGUGUGUUCACACAGUCAUGUGUUCACACAGUCGUCUGUUCAUACAGUCAUGUGUUCAUACAGUCAUGUGUUCAUACAGUCAUGUGUUCACACAGUCGUGUGUUCAUACAGUCAUGUGUUGAUACAGUCGUGUGUUCACUCAGUCGUGUGUCGACGUGCGCGCGUGUCCUCCACCUUCACUCAUUCACGCCUCCCCUGCC
Synchiropus splendidus (mandarinfish) is the source of this 1675-nucleotide messenger RNA. It is a transcript of the gene dtd1, whose product is annotated as D-aminoacyl-tRNA deacylase 1. The transcript has 6 exons. The record is from RefSeq and is a predicted model, not a curated record. Gene Ontology annotation, cellular component: cytoplasm. Gene Ontology annotation, biological process: tRNA metabolic process. NCBI's taxonomy places the organism in Eukaryota, Metazoa, Chordata, Actinopteri, Syngnathiformes, Callionymidae. The coding region runs from base 116 to 703 and encodes 195 amino acids. Gene Ontology annotation, molecular function: D-tyrosyl-tRNA(Tyr) deacylase activity.